AUGGAUAUUUUCUCACAUCCAAAUAUUUUUCAUUCAAGAUUUCGUUAUCACACAUUGAAAAUAAUAAAAAAAGAAUGUUUUUCAUUAUUUUCUCAUAGUCAACAAAGACAACUGCCAACUAAUGAGCAAAUCAUUCAACCUAUUAAAAUUGAUUUUAUUAGAUAUUUAAACAAUGGGAAUCAAUAUCUUACACCAAACUUCUACAAUGCUUUUGCUUGGAAAGAUAUUUAUGUGUCUUCAGAUGAAUUCAACUGCUCCUUGGACUUAAGUCCCGUCAAAACUCUUGAUCGUUCAGAUUUUGUGUUGAAUUUACGGUAUCUAAGUGAUGAUUUAGAACCACGAUGCAAUGAUAAAUCAUUUGACGAUUUUGUAAUGUCCCUCCAUAAUCUCCAGAAAGAGCAAGAGCGAAAGAAAAAAGAAGCUCGAUCAGGACGUUUUAAUACAUUACCGAAACGACCAAAAGUUGACAGAUUAAAGCAUCGAUCUGAACCAAAAGCUGAAAAAUAUCGAUAA
Molecule: messenger RNA, 513 nt
Organism: Adineta steineri
Lineage: Eukaryota; Metazoa; Rotifera; Eurotatoria; Adinetida; Adinetidae
Source: the annotation of a GenBank genome assembly